Molecule: messenger RNA, 711 nt
Organism: Miscanthus lutarioriparius
Lineage: Eukaryota; Viridiplantae; Streptophyta; Magnoliopsida; Poales; Poaceae
Source: the annotation of a GenBank genome assembly
AUGGAGGAUGUGAAGCUGAGGAGCUCUUCGGGCAUAGCCAAGGUCACUGGCGUAGCGCUCUGCCUGGCUGGAGUGUUCACCAUCGCCUUCUACGCCGGGCCGUCAAUAAGCCCUCCCAACCAUCACCGUGCCUUCGCCUCCGACCCAGCACCAGCAGGCUCGAAACCAGCAGUUCCGAAGGGGACUGCGGUGCUAAAGGAUUAUCCAGACAAGUUAGUUGUGACUGUGACGGAGUGCCUGUUCAGCACGGUGCAAACGUUCGUCGUCGCGGUGGUCGCAGAGCGGGACUUUUCCAAAUGGAAGCUCGGCUUCAACAUCAGCUUGCUCGCCAUCUUAUACUCAGGUUCUAUGGUGACGGGAGCAUCCUACUACCUGCAAACUUGGUGCCUACAGAUGAGGGGGCCCAUGUUUUUUGCUGCCUGGACCCCACUCUGCUUCGUGUUCACAGUAUUUUGCUCCUCAUUCUUUCUCGGAGAGAUUGUUCACCUCGGCAGCAUCUUGGGUGGAAUUUUGCUGGUCGGAAGUCUUUACACCAUCCUGUGGGGUAAAAGCAAAGAGAGUAAGGCUGAGGAUGUCGCCGAUGACACUGAGAAAGAUGAGCAUAAUAAGAAAUCUUCACAGGGUUACCUGGAAGAGCUACAGCAUACUACGGCAGAGGUCAAGGAAUCAACGUUGACAGGCUCGUCAACUUUGCAUGUCCAAGAACCAUGA